AGUGUAUUUUGUAGUGUAUAAUUGUAGACAUGUUAAUGUUUAGGGUCCAAUGAAUAUUUCUCAUUUAUUUUGAAAAAGGAAGAAUGGAUGGCCUAGGAAAAUGUGAAGAAGUACAGCUAUUGUAAGAUAAAAACAGCCUUGGAAAGAGUUGAGAAUAAAAGGAUGUGAGGAAAUACAGGUAAAUUAAGAAUCCUUGAACAUAGUUGGUUUGGAGAACAUUAAGAAUGUCUACCUUGUGACCACGUCUUUGGUUGGUUUCCUUAGUUACUCAGGUGUCAGCAGGAAGUCCUCAGAAAUAAGGGACUUAAGUAUCUAGUUACAGGGAAAUGCUGACCCCCCUGCUGCUCUUUGGGGGAGCACACUGACUGCAUCAACAAGAUGUGUUUCUUCAGCACUGGUUUUGAGUGCCUUGUAGUCUCUUCAUUUGUCUCAUCUGCAUAUGUAUUUCUGUAUUGUUGUUAGGCCUUGACUUAGGGUUUAAAGAUGAGAGCAAUAUACAUCAUCUAAGUUGCUGGCUCUUUCAGUCCCCAAACCCUCCAUCCUUCACACCAUCUUUUCCAGGGAGUUUUACUUCCAGUUCAUAUCAGCUGUCUUGGUCCUUGUCUUCUUCCAGGUGACUGUUUUGGGAUCUUGAGCUUGGGAGAGUCUCCUCUCUGCACACAUGCUGCCCUUCCUUGUUCUGAUUUCUUCUCCAGUGGUCCUUAUUCCUUAGGCACUGGUGUUUUCUGGCUUCCUCGUGCCUCCUUACCCUGUUUAAUUGCUGUGGACUUUACAGGGAGUCAUGUGAUUGUCAACCAAGAUUGUCAUCUUGGUUUCUUCACUCUGGCCCUGUAACUUUGCCAACCUUGCUCAGUGGCACAGUCCUAUUUAAUUUUUCUGUUUUUUUUCCCCUUCAGUUGCACUCUGCUGGAGAGAAACCAGACAUCAAGGUGACUUUUUCUACUAUACAUUUAUACGUUCUGGGCUCAGCUGGACCCUUGACUACUUUUUUUUCUCUUUACGUCAUUCUUUUUACUAAUUCUUUUCCCAGUUUCAUCCUCAACCUCCUUCCUCUCCAUCAUAAUUUCCACUUCUUAGAUCAUUAAGAAAAUAAGUUGGCAAAUAACUGCUCCCUCAACUUCCUGUCUGCUUACCUCAGUGAGUAUUGAGAAAUAGGAACUAUUUGUGCACAUUUCUACCCACUUGAUUCCACAGAGGAUAUGACACAGUCACUACAGAUGGUCAUGUGGAAGGAGUGUGAUAGACUAAAUGUUUUCCUGCCAGGGUUACAGGAGAACUGCCAGUUGCUCCCUGUGGCAUAGUUAGAACUUCUCAUCUCUGGUUUAUGAAGGUGCUAAGAGAUGGUGCUUGUGGGGCUCAUCUCUGCCUGAGAAUCAGGUGCUCCAGGUGCUGGAAAAGCCAACUCUGAUCCUGGGCUCCCUGCUUGAACAAGCCUUCACUUCCAGCCACUCCAAUCCAGCGACCAAACGACCGAUUUCCUCUUAAUGAUGGGUAUUGGUAAGAACACUACGUCCAAAUCCAUGGAGGCCGGGAGCUCAACUGAAGGCAAAUAUGAAGACGAAGCAAAGCACCCCGCUUUCUUCACGCUUCCGGUGGUGAUGAAUGGAGGUGCCACGUCCAGUGGUGAACAGGACAAUGAAGACACGGAGCUCAUGGCAAUCUACACAACAGAAAACGGCAUCGCAGAAAAGAGCUCUCUGGCUGAGACGUUGGAUAGCACCGGCAGUCUAGAUCCCCAGAGAUCGGACAUGAUUUACACCAUAGAAGACGUUCCUCCCUGGUACCUGUGCAUAUUUCUGGGGCUGCAGCACUAUCUGACUUGCUUCAGUGGUACGAUCGCAGUGCCCUUCCUGCUGGCCGAUGCCAUGUGUGUGGGGUAUGACCAGUGGGCCACCAGCCAGCUCAUUGGGACCAUUUUCUUCUGUGUGGGAAUCACAACUUUGCUGCAGACAACGUUUGGAUGCAGGUUACCCCUGUUUCAGGCCAGUGCUUUUGCAUUUCUGGCCCCUGCUCGAGCCAUCCUGUCUUUAGAUAAAUGGAAAUGUAACACCACAGAUGUUUCAGUUGCCAACGGAACGACAGAACUGUUACACACAGAGUACAUCUGGCAUCCCCGGAUACGCGAGAUCCAGGGGGCCAUCAUCAUGUCUUCACUGAUAGAAGUGGUCAUUGGCUUCCUGGGCCUGCCCGGCGCUCUGCUAAAAUACAUUGGCCCCUUGACCAUUACCCCCACAGUGGCCCUCAUUGGCCUGUCCGGUUUCCAGGCGGCAGGAGAGAGAGCUGGGAAGCACUGGGGCAUCGCCAUGCUGACAAUUUUCUUAGUAUUACUGUUUUCUCAAUAUGCUAGAAAUGUUAAAUUUCCUCUCCCAAUUUACAAAUCCAAGAAAGGAUGGACUGCGUACAAGUUGCAGCUUUUCAAAAUGUUUCCUAUCAUCCUGGCCAUCCUUGUGUCCUGGCUGCUCUGCUUCAUCUUCACAGUGACUGAUGUCUUUCCUCCUGACAGCAACAAAUAUGGCUUCUAUGCUCGGACAGAUGCCAGACAGGGUGUGCUUCUGGUAGCUCCGUGGUUUAAGGUCCCGUACCCGUUUCAGUGGGGACUGCCCACCGUCUCCGCAGCUGGCGUCAUCGGCAUGCUCAGUGCCGUGGUCGCCAGCAUCAUCGAGUCCAUCGGGGACUACUACGCCUGUGCGAGGCUGUCCUGUGCACCACCGCCUCCCAUCCACGCAAUAAACAGGGGGAUUUUCGUGGAGGGUCUCUCCUGUGUUCUCGAUGGCAUAUUUGGUACUGGGAAUGGCUCUACUUCAUCCAGUCCCAACAUUGGAGUUUUGGGAAUUACUAAGGUCGGCAGCCGUCGGGUGAUACAGUACGGGGCCGCCCUCAUGCUCGCCCUGGGCACGAUCGGGAAGUUCAGUGCCCUCUUCGCCUCCCUCCCGGAUCCUGUGCUUGGUGCUCUCUUCUGUACUCUCUUCGGAAUGAUCACAGCUGUUGGACUCUCUAACCUGCAGUUCAUUGAUUUAAAUUCUUCCCGGAACCUUUUCGUGCUUGGAUUUUCGAUCUUCUUUGGGCUGGUUCUUCCAAGUUACCUCCGACAGAACCCUCUUGUCACAGGGAUAACAGGAAUUGAUCAAGUGCUGAACGUCCUUCUCACCACGGCGAUGUUUGUAGGAGGAUGUGUGGCUUUUAUUUUGGAUAACACCAUCCCAGGUACUCUGGAGGAGAGAGGAAUCCGAAAGUGGAAGAAGGGCGUGGGCAAAGGGAGCAAGUCGCUCGAUGGCAUGGAAUCCUACGAUUUGCCAUUUGGCAUGAACAUUAUUAAAAAGUACAGAUGCUUCAGCUACUUACCCAUCAGCCCAACCUUUGUGGGCUACACGUGGAAAGGCUUCCGGAAGAGCGCAAACAGCCGCAGUUCAGACGAGGACUCGCAGGCCACAGUAUAGCUGUAGCUUGCCCUGUGGCCCGGCCGCAGUGAGGCAUGAGUCUGGAGUUCCUUGCUGAGUAACAAGCAGUAACAUAUAUGUUUGUAUAUCUGCAUUUACAUUCUGCACCCCAGUGCUAAGAUUGCAAAUAGCUUUUUUUGUUGUAGUUGGUGAUUGUGUCUAAUACGGUGUCUCACCUAUCUCCUUAUUUAAGACCUGACCCCUUGCCCUUGAGAGUGUCCACUGCUGGCUGUGGUGACUGAACUUGAAGUUCCUGCCCUCCUGUGGGAGUAGAUGUUUGAAAUCCACAGUGAUUCUUUGUUUUCAGUCCCCCUUCCCCAGCCCACGCUAGCUUUCUUACAAGCCUCCAGGGUCUGGGUGCUUUCUGUCCUGGAAGCACCUGGACUUGCUUGGUAUAUUUUAAGUUAAAAAAAAUUUUUUUUUUUAAUUUGACCUCAGCCUGAACCGCAGAGGCCUCCUGUGGUCAAGGGGCACCAGUGUCCUCGCAUCGUCACAACUGGUCAAAUGUGAUUCUGUGUUGCCUGAUUCUCUCGUGGGAGGAGGCUGUUGCCCUGACUGCAGACAGUGACACAGCCACCCUGUGCCCCGAUCUGUGCAGGGGCAAGGUCUGCACACGCAGUGUCAGCGUGGGAAUUCAUCUGGGGAGCAGGAGGUGGCGGGGGAAGUACCUAGAAGUCAGUAUCUGGUUCUCAGCUGCCCCAUCUCGGUGCCACCCUGGCCCAGGCCGGGCCAGCGCAUUUCACACUGGCCUCUCUUCACUAGUGGCUGAGACACUCUGCCUGGCAUUUCUCACUCCUGUGGUGUGACAGGAAUAGAGUGCCACGCAGGGGCACCACGCAGGUGUUUAUGGGAGUCUUGGCUCUCCUGUCAUGUGGCUGUCAGUUUUUGUCACCUGUGUCUAUAAAUACAAGCUUUUAUUCCUAUUUGAUGUUACUGACUAUAGCGGAUUUUUGAAAUCAGUGUUUUUCCACGUGACCCUCUUACCUUGCAUCCUUCUUACUUGUGUCCCCCUGCUCCUUCCCAUUAGAGAAAGAACCAGCAUUUGUAAAGCUGUGGACACCAUCAGGGAAGCUUGUUGUCAUGGCUUUUGAAGGCCAGUAACCAUUGUUGUGGUUGUGUUUUGUAUUGCUUGAUACCAUGAAAGUGUAAAUACUGUAAUGCUUAAUCUAUUUAUCAAAACUGACUACUGGACCAGAGCCCAGAAACCGCGGGUUACAUUACAUGUGAAUUCGUUUUGUGGAGAAGGGAAGCCGGAGCAGGCAACGAACAGCUGCCUGUUGAGCGGUCUGGCGCGCUGGCAAAUGCACCACUGCAGUUCUGUUGCUGGUCAUUUCUGGCAGUUACGGCUUCGGGAGAGACUGUCUGUGGUUGCCGUGUUGCAUGCCCCCGGGGCCUGGUUUUGCACGAGGGGAAGGUUAGAUCCCCUGGCCAAACACUGCAGUUCUUGUUCAAGUUAUUGCAGAAGGUAGUGGUGAGGAAGGCAGCCAGCAGGUCCCCACUGUUGAGUUCUGAUUAAAUAACACUAAAUUCUUUCUAGGAGAAAAGUAAAAAGACUAGUGUUGAAUUUGGUUUGAAAAUUUUUCAGCCAAAGGAAAAGCCUGAGGCAUAAGGUAGUGACCUUGCUGCAUGUGGUCAUGCUUUCUAAGUGGUCGUUGACCUGGUUGAGCCUUGGAUGGCAGAGGGCGCCGCUGUCUCCAACAGCAGGACCCGUUCUGGUUCUCCAGGGCCUGUGCCAGGGGGCGUGUUCCCGCCCCUAGGCCGCCUCCGCUCCCCCGAACUGGGAUGUCUGUGGCCGUGUUGUGUCACCACAGCUCCUCGACUCCUGUGAAGUUUGGGGCUUCAAGGCUUGUUCCGGCAAGAACACUUCAUUGUUUUGCCAAGAGCUUAUUGCAGGUUAAGUAAAGAAUUUAGAUUGUAUUAGUUUUGUAUGUUACCUUGUCUCGAAGUGUAUUUGAUGCUAGUUUCUUUUGAAGCGCACAGGUUGGUUAACGAGUUUCAUCCUUUUAACCUGGUAAGCCCUCGAGGCUGACAGCCCUCUGAGUUGCUCUUAGUUCCUUCUAUUUGUAUUUUUGCUCAGCAUCUAUAAUUUCUCAGCUUUGAAAAAAUGGGGAAAACUAUUACACAUCCCAAAGGUUUACAGUAUUCCAGCUCUGUAGGUGAGCAGAAGGACCCAAACACCCAAAUAAAAGCAUCUGAACCAUCAAUAAUUCAGAAACAAGUUAAGUUCCUUUCAACUUAACAUGACUGCUUAUCUCCUGACCAGUGGGUAACACUCGGGGUAUGUGCUUCAAGUGUCCAGAAACCCACUUCCUUCCGAAACCCCUCCUUGGGUCAGGUGUUACUGGGAGGUUUCAAAUCUGCUGGUCCAGAGCAUGUCUGCAAGCAUUCGUGUAUGGAGGGAGGGCCUGUUGCAAAGGGUUUUUGCCCUUCGUGUUCCAUGGGGGCCAAUUGAGAGUCUCUGUCCAAGGGAGGAAGGAAGGAGGUCGGCCUCACUGGAGGCCCCAUUGAGUCUGGUACUUUCUGCACAGCCUGUGAAAUUCACUCACUUGAUCGCAGCUGCAGGUUAACUAAUCUUGCACGUGCAGCCACGCCAACCAUUUCACAUUUUAGGAAGCGGUCCUUCUGCUAGCAAAUAGGCAACAGACUGAGCCUAAUUGAAAGAAAAGGUAUUUAUCUGCUCCUUGGGUUUAAGCACAUGAACUGCAGCGGAGGUUUGGGAGGCCCAGCAUGGCCUUGCACGGUUUGUCCUUGUGAACCUCCUGCUUACGCUGUUGGCUGGCCCUGCUGGGGCUGCACACCUGCUUGCUUUGUUGGGCCAAUGGAAUGUUUUACGAUAUUUUAUAUGUAAAUGUCCUUGGGCAGGGCAUUUAGUCUCCAGUUUCCUCAGUGACCACCUACCCACAUCAGCGCAUUCACAUGAGCCAUCCUGAUAUGAUGAGUAAGCAGAAAGUAUUUAUAAGAACAGCAGAUGCUUCCAUGUCCUGGUGGAGUGGGUCACGGAGACCCCACCACUGGUUUGGAUAAAAUACCAAACAUGGUUCAUAGAAUAAUGGGAAGUAGCUCCAGUCUCUGUAAGCAAUUUUCUUUCUCAUUCUCAUUAGGGAAUCAAACUUACAUUCAUUGGUACUGAAUCUGAGUACCCUUAGAAGGCAUCAAAUGUACCUCGUAGUGAGUUUCUUGUGAUUGAUCAGAACAAGAGAAGUGGCUUAACCGGGUCAGCUAGAGUAAAGCAUCAUUGGGUCCUGAUGGUUUCCCAUUUUCAUGGCAACAAAUGCACACACGGGAUUUGCUUUAUGCUGUAGAUUACUAACUUUCAUGACAACUUGGUUUAUGCAUGAAUAUUGCAGUAUUUCCAUAUAGUAAAAUAACAUUUCUACCCAGGAUAAUAGUCACAGUUUUCCGGGGAGGGAAUGAUAUAAUUUUCAUGACAAUGUCAUGUGAUGAUAGAAUUUCUCCAUUGAUGAAUCUCUAGUACGUGUGUAUACUUUAUUUACCCAUGCAUAUAUUUUAUGACAAUGAGCUAAGUUGUUACGACUUUAAUCAUGUCCCUGCUGAAAUACUGGUACUAGCAACCUAGAUUUGAAGUAUAAUCUUCCUUAACGUUGACGCCACAAGAGUGGCCAGGCUAGAGAGAAGGCGAAUAAGGAGCUGGGGCGGGAACCUCAUUCCGGAACUUGUCUGGCCUGAGCAGAGGCAGCACCCUGCAGACCUCUGCGCUUGGGUGUGUGCACUCGGCCACAAACGCGGGACCAGGCGUGGCGCCGCUGUCACUGGCCCGCUCAGCCACACCCCCGGACAGUGCUGGUUGUGCGAACGAACGUGCCUGAGCGCUGGCAGAGCCCCGUUCUCCAGGAAACUGCCCCUUGGCUUUGGAGAGGGUUUGGGUUCUCACACGCUGCAUGUGUUGUGCUCUGUCCCCUUAUGGCUUGGACAGGGAGAACAGUAAGGCUCCCCUGCCUCUACCCCACCUAAAGUCACAACCCAAGCAGUGCAAGAAGACCACCCUUUUUGCCAGUGUUCAGUUUCCGCCCACGGACCCCGAAAGCGUGUCCCUGCUGGGGGGUCCCUUAGCAGCAGUCUCGCACACAUUCCUGUCCUUCUAGGUUCUUGACUAGGCCUCGUCGUCGUUCUACACAAGUAGCUUCCAGCGUCCUUAGACUUGCUGCGUGUUUCCUGCCAUUCAGGAGCCGCUUGCCGGCGUAGCCGUCUCACUGACAGUUCAAGUUAACGCUGUUUCGUUCGUUCAUAACAGCCUUUGUUUGACAUGUUAAUAAAUUUCUGACUGUUCUUAAAACAGUGGGGGUGCCUAUAUUUUCUUUGAGUUUUUGUGACCGACUUUGGCUAUGUACCUUUUUGGGAUUUUGUUUGUUUUUUUAUUUUGCAUACUGAGGGUAUUUAGGGUGGGAUUGUUUUUUGAGAUGUGUAAUUCUUUUACGGAGUUUUUAAAAAGAAUUUUCAUAUUGUUUUUCUAACAUGGCUUCAUUAAACGUUUAAGUAUUUUAAAAAUAUGUAAUAUUUGGACCAGAUGUUGUGAAUAAUAGUAGAGAUAAAGCUAUUUUAUUCUGUAUUUUUAAAACUGUUCCGUACAAAUAAAAGCUCUCCUGGACGCAGUUCUGCUGUUCACGUGC
This is a messenger RNA of Artibeus jamaicensis (Jamaican fruit-eating bat), 8065 nucleotides long. RefSeq names its product solute carrier family 23 member 2 (gene SLC23A2). Gene Ontology annotation, biological process: transmembrane transport; L-ascorbic acid metabolic process. NCBI's taxonomy places the organism in Eukaryota, Metazoa, Chordata, Mammalia, Chiroptera, Phyllostomidae. Bases 1485 to 3437 code for a protein of 650 amino acids. Gene Ontology annotation, cellular component: membrane. The transcript is spliced from 16 exons. Gene Ontology annotation, molecular function: transmembrane transporter activity. The record is from RefSeq and is a predicted model, not a curated record.